Messenger RNA from Vigna radiata var. radiata (mung bean), 562 nucleotides. Its product is annotated as keratin-associated protein 19-2. Lineage: Eukaryota; Viridiplantae; Streptophyta; Magnoliopsida; Fabales; Fabaceae. The transcript has 2 exons. The coding region runs from base 13 to 354 and encodes 113 amino acids. The record is from RefSeq and is a predicted model, not a curated record.
UUCUCAUCUACGAUGACUUCCAACAUAACAAUACCACUUGUCUUAGGUUUCCUGCUCAUCUUCUUUUUUAUCUCAUCUCAAGUGGCAGCAAACGAUUUCAAAGAGAACGAGGUUGCUAGAAAGACAAAUGGAGUGGAUAAUGCCAACUUAGUUGACGGCGGCGGCUAUGGCUAUGGUGGUGGUUACCGCGGUGGCUAUGGCUUUGGUGGUUUCCCUGGUGAUUACGGGUACGGCGGUUUUCCUAAUUAUGGCUACGGCGGUUUCCCACGUGGUGGGUUUCCUCGAUGGUUCUGUCGUUUAGGUUGUUGUUAUAGGAAUCCGUACACAGGACAAUGCUUGAGGUGUUGCCCAUGAUAUUGUGAAGACUCCCAAAAAUGAGACAGUGGAGUUCAACCUAAUCAGUGUUAUAUUUCAUCAAUAAAAUCUCAUGUUAUGAGAGGUAUGGGUGGAUAAAUCAAAAUCCUUCCAUUCUUAUGUUAUGUAUCGUACAAUGUAUAUCAUCAUCAUUUGUAAGUCAAGUGUUUGCUUAUGUAUAAUUAUAAUGUCAUUACAAAAUUAUCCU